Molecule: messenger RNA, 3794 nt
Organism: Nicotiana attenuata
Lineage: Eukaryota; Viridiplantae; Streptophyta; Magnoliopsida; Solanales; Solanaceae
Product: pentatricopeptide repeat-containing protein At1g79490, mitochondrial
Exons: 2
Coding region: 199-2577 (792 amino acids)
Molecular function (GO): protein binding
Source: RefSeq, a predicted model, not a curated record
UAAUAGUGGCAGAGCAGGAAGCAGGUUGCGUGGGUUUAGGGUUUAGGAAAGCUCAUCUCUUUCAGUCUUUCUGCGUAAAUUGGGAAGAAGAACCCAAUAAUAAACACCAAAAAGCAAAAGCUUGAUCUCCGGCGCCGAAUAAAUUUCAGUUCAUCUCUCUCGCUCUCUCUACCUCCGAUUUAAAUAAAUGGUUGCACCAUGAUUUUUUGCAGCUUUCUCUUUUAUAGAAACCUUAAACAUACCCGCAAAUUAGUUGACAUUUCUCGGAAUAAUCAUCGAUUUAUUUCGGCGAAUCAGAACACUGCUAAUUUCAAUGCUAAAGCUCCUUACUUUUCGAGAUACUACUGUUCUGAAUGGACUGAAGAUGUAGAAUAUCUAGAUGAAUCAGGGAGUGUUAUUUACUCAGGGAAAGGAAUAAGGUCGGUUGAGCCAGGGGUUGAUGAUCAUGUAAUGGUGGGUGGGUUGAAGAAGCCUAUUUUGAAUGCUUCAGCAGUGGCAAAGCUUGUUGAGAUUGUGAAGAGGUGGAAGUGGGGCCCUGAUAUGGAGACUCAAUUGGAUAAGCUUCAGUUUAUACCAAAUAUGACUCACAUUAUGCAAGCGUUGAAAGUUAUGGAAGAUAGUGAUGCUUCGUUAAGUUUAUUUCGGUGGGCAAAGAGACAACCUUGGUAUAAGCCAAAUGAUGCUUGCUACAUUACCCUGUUUGAUAAAUUGAACCAAAGCAGAGAUUUUGAUGGAAUUCAAUCGGUUUUUGAUGAUAUGGUCCUUGAUUCUGGCGAAAAUGGGGCAUCUCUGUUUAAUGCGUAUAAUCGAGUCAUCCAAUACCUAGCCAAGGCAGAGAAAUUUGAGGUGGCUUUCUGCUGUUUUAAGAAAAUUCAAGAGUCUGGUUGCAUAGUUGAUACCCAGACCUAUAACUCCCUUAUCACCGUGUUCCUAAACAACGGUUUGCCAUAUAAGGCAUUUGAGAUAUAUGAGAGUAUGGAAAAAGCUGGGUGCUCAUUAGAUGCAUCGAGUUAUGAGUUAAUGAUCCCAAACCUUGCAAAGUCAGGACGCCUCGAUGCAGCAUUCAAACUCUUCCAGCAGAUGAAGGUGAAUAACUUUCGUCCAGGUUUUGGGAUCUUUGCCUCCCUCGUUGAUUCGAUGGGUAAAGCCGGGAGGUUGGACACAUCAAUGAAGGUAUAUACUGAAAUGCAGGGCUUCGGGCUCAGACCAUCUGCUACUAUGUUCGUAUCCUUGAUCGAGUCUUUUGUGAAGGCUGGAAAAUUAGAGACUGCUCUAAGGCUGUGGGAUGAAAUGAAGAAAGCAGGGUUUAGACCUAACUAUGGGCUAUACACCAUGAUUGUUGAGUCCCAUGCGAAAUCUGGAAAGCUUGAUAUUGCAAUGUCUGUCUUCUCGGAUAUGGAAAAGGCAGGAUUUUUGCCCACUCCUUCCACCUAUUCUUCUCUGCUGGAGAUGCAUGCUGCUUCCGGUCAUGUAGAUGCGGCUAUGAAGCUUUAUAACUCGAUGACUAAUGCAGGUCUGAGACCAGGAUUGAGUACUUAUACGGCCUUGCUAACUCUUCUUGCCAAAAAGAAGCUUUUGGAUGUUUCUGCAAAGAUUUUACUGGAAAUGAAGGCCAUGGGAUAUUCAGUUGAUGUGAAUGCUAGUGAUGUUCUAAUGGUUUACAUUAAGGACGGUUCUGUUGAUCUUGCUUUAAGGUGGCUACGAUUUAUGGGUUCAUCAGGAAUCAGGACGAAUAAUUUCAUAAUACGGCAGCUCUUUGAAUCGUGCAUGAAGAGCGGAUUGUACGACUCAGCCAAACCUCUCCUUGAAACAUAUGUGAACUCUGCUGCCAAGGUUGACCUCAUUCUUUACACUUCAAUUCUUGCCCAUUUAGUAAGAUGCCAAGAUGAGAACGAUGAGAGGCAUUUAAUGUCGAUCUUGAGUGCUACGAAACAUAAGGCUCACGCUUUCAUGUGUGGGCUCUUUACUGGGCCAGAGCAGAGGAAACAGCCAGUUUUAUCUUUUGUGAGGGAAUUCUUCCAAGGUAUUGAUUAUGAGCUAGAAGAAGGAGCUUCUAGGUACUUUGUUAAUGUUCUCCUUAACUAUCUUGUCCUCAUGGGACAAAUAAAUCGUGCUCGUUGUGUAUGGAAAGUUGCCUAUGAAAACAAGCUUUUCCCCAAGGCUAUAGUGUUUGAUCAACAUAUUGCGUGGUCCCUUGAUGUUAGAAACUUGUCGGUGGGAGCAGCUCUCGUGGCAGUGGUACAUACACUUCAUAGGUUUAGGAAACGGAUGUUGUAUUAUGGUGUUGUCCCUAGGAGGAUCAAGUUGGUCACUGGACCAACUUUGAAAAUUGUGGUGGCACAGAUGUUAAGCUCAGUGGAAUCACCCUUCGAGGUCAGUAAGGUUGUUUUGAGGGCUCCAGGAGAUGCUGUCUUGGAGUGGUUUAAGAAACCAAUUGUUCAGCAAUUUCUUUUGAAUGAGAUUCCAUCAAGGGCUGACAUUUUAAUGCAUAAACUCAACAUACUUUUUCCAACAUCUGCACCUGAAAUUAGGUCUUUGUCCCCUCCUAAGCCUCUUGUUACUGGAAAAGCAAUAUAGUUAUUUCCUACGUUUAAAAUGGCUUAUAUAGUUCAUACUAGAGAUUUGGUUUCACUUGUUCUAGUGCGCAAAGACGUGCAGAAGAUACUAUUUCUAUGUAUCAAGAUGCUAAUGUGUUUGGGUGGAUUGAAAUUAGAUCUGAAUCCGUUAUAAAGGAUAUAUAGUUGCUUGCAUACGAAAUACAUGCUGGAUAUGUGUACAGAUGCGUGUACCUUUUAUUCUUAAUCUGAAACUUAAUGGUAGUGUUUAUUCCUAACUUCCUCCACCUGAUUUAACUGGUCAACCUGUUUACUCAUGAACCGACGCUGAGUGCCUUUUGACAAAAGUUCAGUACUCUCAUCAAACAGUAGAAUCAAAGCUAAUACAGGUGAGUUCCUUCCUAGUCUGAUUUCUGAGUGUAAAUGAAAAGAAUGUCAAAGCUGAUGUGUGCAUAAGCUGGCCUGGAGAACACCGUUACUGGAAAAAAGAAUGUCAAGAUAAGCUGAGGUGUGCGCAAGACAACCAUUUCUGAAAAUACAUGAUGUUUCAUAUAAUUUGCUCUAGGCAUUUUUCUACCUGCUGAAUCUUUUUUUAUUAAGUACAGCUGAUUCCGAAUAUGAAUUUACUGAGUCCGAUGACGAUGAAUUGAUCCAGUGUUCCUGUUGUAGCCAACUUGUACAUCCUGACAUGUUUAAUUCCACCUGUUACAGAGUCAGUUUCUGCAGAUUGGUGUUGCCAUUCUUGCAAGGAAAAGACUAGAUGAAUAUAUCCAACCAAGACAUGCCUAUGUUGCCGAACUUUUGAAAAGGUAUGAAGGAGCUGUUGAGAGAAGGUCCAAAAUUUUGGAUAUAAUUCGUUCUUUGGAUCUUCCAAACAAUCCGUUGGAUGAUAUUAUCGAUCAGGUUCUUUCCUUUUCUUGCCUAAUCACCUCUCCCCACCUCUUCUAGGUAGACCGUAGAAGAGGUGGGGAGAGGUGAUUAGGUAAGACAUGGCGUAGCUUCAACUGACCGAGGACAUGACCCUCGAUAGGAAUGCAUGGAGGUCGAGGAUUUGGCUAGUAGAGUAGGUAGUCUAGAGUGUUCUUUACAGUAGUAUCGGCACGCGGCUCGCUUUCUGUUGGUAGUAGUUUUUUAUUGACUAACCGUUGUUUUCUUUCAUUGUGAUCACCUUACUGUCUUGUUGUCUUUAUUCUGCAUUUUAUAUGGCUUUUGGGUUGUCCCUUCUUGUCUAUAUUUUCA